Molecule: messenger RNA, 4989 nt
Organism: Amoebophrya sp. A25
Lineage: Eukaryota; Dinophyceae; Syndiniales; Amoebophryaceae
Source: the annotation of a GenBank genome assembly
CUCGUGUUGACAACUCUCAGUGAAGAACUCAAAAUGGACCUCGACGAAAAAGAAAUGGAAAAGAAAAUGUCGGUGCAGCUUAGUCUGAUACAGCAAGUCUUUGAUGAUCGCGUUGAUGUUACAUGGUCCCGAGUGAAAUGAUCCGCGCCACGUCAUUGUGUAAGUAGCCAUCCUGGAGGUUAUUCCCCUGAACGCUCUAAAGCGUUAGAUAAACACGUAAAACGAGGUAUCAUGACAUGACAUCAUUGUGUUUCGUUUUCAUAAUACAACUAGUCAGGGAGAAAGUCAAAUCGAAAGAGCCUAGUAGUUUUGCUCCAUGACCGCAGUGGCAAGGAAGCAUUUUGAUUAUAAUCUAGAGCGCCGGGGGCAUCUAGCGCCAGAAGAAUCGAUUAGAUCAGUACACUAUGAUGAUUUGUAAUUUGACAUAGUUGAAGCUACUAGAAAAAUAUGGAUAACUCCUUCUCGUAGGAGGACUUUGUGCCUUCGCGCUCUGUUCCUCGCGGUCCUCAACGACGCGACUGCGGUUAAAACUGCCAUAAGUACACGUUGAAGAGUCGGCCUUUCUCCACUCUCUACGCAAGAACCCGAAUCUUGUCACCGCUGUGCUGGUCAAGAAGAGCUUGAAAUAGAAGAUUAUAGUGUCCAGAAGAAGAACAAGUCCCUUAGAACCUAAGUCUCUUCUUGUCCCCAAAAAUCUCAAGCAUCAAAUUCCAGACAACCAGAACCGCAAACAACCACAUCAAAAUGGCGCUUCAACUUGCGUCGCACAAGCUCGAUGAAGCUACGUGCUGUUUUAUGACUGGGAGUAGCAACCCAGAACUAAGCAGAGAAAUUCUGGACAAACUAGGCGUCCCAGCAAAAGAAACACUGCAAGUAAAACGGUUCGCGGACGGGGAAGUACUUUAGUUACUCAUGUUCAUGUUCUACUCUGAUCCUGGUCCGUCACGGCCCGUGGAUUAUUUUCCUCCGGAACCUGUGUAACUAAGAAGAUGAACAUGAAGCGUUAAAGAUAACGCCUUUCUGUCCUCUACAACAAUGAAUUAGGAAUAUCCGUGUCCUGAAAUACACUGCUGCCCAGAUCUACGUCAAAAUCAUGGACACGGUAAGAGGGAAAGACGUAUACGUGAUCCAGUCUACGUCACCUCCGGUGAACGACAAUCUGAUGGAGCUGCUCCUCGUCGUCUCGACCGCAAGAAGAGCAUCCGCCAAACGAAUCACGGCGAUCAUACCUUACUAUGGGUACUAUCGUACUGAUGAGUAGUAAAUAUGUAAAAAUAUUGUUAGAGCAACUGGAAAAGAAAUUCGUGUUUGAUUGGAUGGGUGCAUUUAUUGACUGAUUUGAAGGAAAAUGAAUAGAUAGAGCUAGUAGUUAGUGUAUUCAGAGGUACACUACUCUGAUGAUGAAAAUUCAAGGUACGCUCGCCAAGAUAGGAAAGUGGAUAGCAGAACGCCAAUAUCAGCAGCUGAUGUAGCGAAAAUGAUCGAAGCCAUGGGCGUCGACAGAGUUGUCUCAGUGGAUCUGCAUUGUGGGCAGAUACAGGUAUUAUGCGACUAAGGGUUUCUUUUAGUAUUAUGACAUGCGAAAAAAUUUCUAUGGAUUUGUAGGUAGCAUGCAAGAUCUAUUCGAUAGAGGGAAUCAAACCAAUUUUUACUCACUUGAAGCAAUAGAAGCACUGUUACCCAUUCGAGUACGCUACUGAAAAUUCUAGUGACGUCGACAACCCUACUCACCCACGUGAAGAAACCUACCCACUUCAACAAACCUGUACCUGUAACUUCUAUACCUGUAACUUCCUCAUCAGGGUUUCUUUUCUCCGACAGUUCCUAUGGACAACCUGGAGUCGCAUAUUGUUGCUCUCGAUUGGAUGAUGCCGAAUAUCAAAUUUUCCUCCAAAGUAAGCGUCGUCUCACCAGAUGCGGGAGGGGUGUAUUGAUAAUUUCUAUGCGUUAACAUUGUCUGGCGUUUGUUCUUUGUGUAACCUACUACUAAGGCGGACGCUGACGCAUUGCGCCCGAGUUCCCCAGCGGUGGAGCCUCCUGCGAUGCAGGCGGGGCCACAUCCUUCAGGACGGCCACGAAUCAGGCGAAUGACUGGCCGCAGCCUCGCGGUAGCCGCGUCCUCUUCGAUGCAAUAGCCGCAGGCUGCGUCGCCACCUCUUUCCAAACGCCGAGCAGGGCGGGGGGACUCCCUGAAACGACGGCAGGAAGCUUCGGGGCCAUGGCGUCGCUAAUGGAAAUGAUUGCCCCCCCUCGGCGAUCUUGGGGGAACAUGGCACGGCUUACGCAGAAAGCCCGAAACAAUACGCAAGGCCGAACUUUCCACUCACUCAGCGAUGGUUAUCCACUCGUGGCACACAGUGAAUCGCAUGGCGAGAGACUUGAGGCAAGCGCCGCAGACCAUGACAACGGAGGAGGGGGGGCCGCUGCCUCAUUGCCCGAGAUUCACGCGCCGGGUGUUUGCGAUCAGGAUGGCAACUGACUACCCGCGCGCCCUUUAUCUCGAUGCGCUUCCGAAGUCCGGCCUGACUUUGCUCCCGCUGGCUCGUCUCUUACAAAGCCGGCAGGAAGGCCCUGGAGACCCCCCGGGAGUGCCGCAAAGAGGUGCAAGCCGCCACGCACAUACAUGCGUGACCGGGUGGGGGCGCCAGGUGCGUGGAGUUCGCUCGGGGAUGGUGCCGGCGGGUCCGUCUGGUUUGGCUGGGGAUGCUCGCUCUUCUGACGGUGUGCCCCCAGCUUGCGCGGCAAAGAAAUGGCAAAGGAAGGCGGGCCGCUUUGUCGUGGUGUGUGUGUGUGUGGCUUGACGUAAUUAAUCGGGGGGCGUGUGUUGUUCUCUUUAUUUUGUAGGCGGGGCCCGCGCGGCCGCCUGACGUGGUGCCCCCCUCUGCGUAGGGCUAGGCCUAGGCCCUUGCGAAAAAGUAGGGAAGUUUGUUGUCUCUGGCGGUGUUGUUCCUUAGUUCUCCUCAAUUGAUCUCCCGCGCCGCAUUCGCGCUUGCAUUUUAUUCCACCUCUUAUCGAUCCGCCUGUCAGUAGUUUUUUGUUUUUCAGUCGUUUUCUUUGUAGGCUUGUCCCUCGAGCCUCUAUGACGUUCGCGCGGCUGUCUGUGCAAAUUGAUUCUUUGUAUUCCAUCGUAGUGCAUUGCGCUAUCGCAUCAGAUGACACCUUCCUUGAAUUCCGAUACAUAGCGGACGACCCGACCUUCCAGUUCCAUCUACCAAUCCCAGGUAUCGGGCGAAAAAAUUUCAAGAAGCAAUGAUGUCAAGAGGGAUACCGAAUCCUGGUUUAGCGAUGUUGAUUAAGCAUAGAAGCAGGCCAAACCAAAUCGAGAAGAUGGAUCUAGUAUUAAGGCUCAAUACAAUUAUUCAUUUUUACAAGACACUUGCAUUUCUCUGCUUAUUCCCUUCUUACUUUGGGAAUGGGUAUGGGAGAAAUCAAGAAAAGAAGUGAAUUGUUUUGAGCUCUAAUAAUAGGAGCAGUAGAGGGCUGCGAUUGUCUUAUCAUCGAUGAUAUAGUAGACACCGCGGGCACUUUAUGCGAAGCGGCGAGGCAACUGCGUAUCUAUGAUGUUUUUCGAAAAUCUUAGCACUGGAGGUAGUUUCGUUUCGAUUUUACAAGUCUGUCAGAUUGUUCAUAUCGGAGAUACAUACUCUACCCUCCUAGCCCUAACAACGCUUGACAUCAAACAGGUCUAAACGGUGCCACGCGAGUCGUCGCUUUUAUCACGCACGGUCUUUUUUCCGGACCUGCGGUUCAGAGAAUCACUGAUAGCGAACUCGAGACCGUAGUCGUCACCAACAGCAUCGUGGGUCUCAAUGACGAGAAGGUGAAAGCCUGUCCCAAGAUCCAAUCCGUCUCGAUAGGAGGCUUGCUGGCUGGAGCGAUACAUAUUAUGCCACCACGAUGAUCAAAUAUUUCUUCCUCUUCUUCCUCCAUUGUCAUUUUCUAGUUCGUACCUCAAUCUCACCGUUGGGGUCCAUGUUCGACCAUGUUGUUAUCUUGGAGAUGGACAGAAUAGGAGUAUGUAAGUAUUCGAUAAACUGAAAUAUGCGAGCAGUAACUACUUACAAUAAGCGAGAUACUGAACAAGGAAGAGUAGCCCUGUCAAAGCUACCUCCCUUAUUUCAGUCAGUAACUCGGUUAUUUUCAGUUUUCGAGUAAUACUAGGCAGUGAACACGAAAUGUAGGAAAACUGCUCUUCUCUAACACAAGUAUCCAAUACAAGCAGAGCAUAUCCGCUUUGUGGGGGAGUAAAAAAGCGGCAAAAGCUCCCUGCGGCGCCUUACCCGAGAAAGAAGCGCCAGCUUGUCAAGCCGGAUCCAUGCCCAAGGCUGGAAGCCCUAUGCAAGAAGAAUAAGAAGGAAAGGAAAUAUAUAACUGUGAUAGAAAGUGACUGAUGAAAAGAGUUUUAGAGUAAACAAACAACAAAGGUGAUAUGAAGAACGUGUCAGACAUAAUUUGGUGUCAUGGAUAAGUGUUUUGUGAAACAAGGACUGUUUUUGACGGUGCUGGGGGAGAAGUUAGUGAUGUGGGGAGAAACUAUGAAUAAUUAUUGGGGGAGUAAGUUGAUACAUUAGACAUGAAGAUAGAAAUAGUUUUUCUGCUGCUACUAUGAGUAACUCAAACUCAGAUAUCUCUAUCUAUUCUGCGCGAUGAUAUAAAUGUCGUUUUUCAAUUUCAAUCAUUCGAAUUGAUCGUUUCUUCUAGUGGAUUCAAAUUCGAUCCCCAUGCCUUUGUGUGCAGUAAGUGAUAGGGUAGUGGCAGAACCAAGUUUUUGCGCUAGGGAGAUCUAGGAUUAUGAAUGAUCAAAAAGAGAUAAUGAUAAGACUAUUCACCUAUUAACACUAAGUGAUGUAGUUGUAACAAAAAAUUCGGAAGAACAACCCUGGCGUUUGCCGGCAUUACUUAGGACCCAGGUUGCGUGUUCGCAUAUGAUGUGGUGAAAAGCUUCGAAUGAAUCACUGUCACACUUCUUGUUUACAACUUAGAGAACCA